AGUUAUUUGAUUGGUGGCAAGUUCUGUGGCUACAAGACAUCUCUGUUCAUGAUGUUUUUUUCCUCUUCAGUUCUGCCAAGUGCAAAAGCAGAACAGUGCAGAAACAGCAUCUUGUCUCAACACAAGGAGGAAUCAAACAAAACAACAGAACAAAGACCGACACACCUCUAAGGCACAGGCGGAAGAACGGAAGUUGAACAUCACCUUCUUCAUCUAUCAAGUAAUUAUGUCUCGUCCUACAAACAGAAGACCAGAAUACCAUAAAAUAAACAAAGAUCUCUUUGUCCUCACAUAUGGAGCUCUGGUUGCCCAACUAUGUAAGGAUUAUGAAAAAGAUGAAGAUGUGAACAAAUAUUUAGAUAAAAUGGGUUAUGGCAUUGGAACACGGCUGGUAGAAGACUUUUUGGCUCGAUCCUGUGUGAGAAGAUGCCACAGUUACUCAGAAAUUGCAGACAUAAUUGCCCAGGUUGCUUUCAAGAUGUACUUGGGAAUUACACCAACUGUGACCUGUAACAACUCAAGCAGAAAUGAAUUUUCCCUGAUUCUGGACAAGAAUCCUAUGGCAGAGUUUGUGGAAGAGCUCCCUGCUGGGCGAUCUUCUCUGUGCUACUGCAACUUACUCUGUGGGAUUAUCAGAGGUGCCCUGGAAAUGGUUCAUUUGCCUGCUGAUGUUACAUUCUUGCAAGACAGACUGAAAGGCGACAGUGUGACAGAAAUAGGAAUAACAUUUCUAAAAAAGCAAGACGAGAAAAAAUAUAGACGGAAAAAAUGAAGAACAGCAUGCAAAAUGCCACAGGGUGACUAGCUGACUAGCUGACAAGUGAAUAUUAGCUAAAUAUGUAUAAACAUAUAG
This is a messenger RNA of Lepus europaeus (European hare), 853 nucleotides long. It is a transcript of the gene TRAPPC3L, whose product is annotated as trafficking protein particle complex subunit 3L. The coding region runs from base 227 to 772 and encodes 181 amino acids. The record is from RefSeq and is a predicted model, not a curated record. Gene Ontology annotation, biological process: endoplasmic reticulum to Golgi vesicle-mediated transport; intra-Golgi vesicle-mediated transport. The transcript is spliced from 5 exons. Gene Ontology annotation, cellular component: cytosol; cis-Golgi network membrane; TRAPP complex. Lineage: Eukaryota; Metazoa; Chordata; Mammalia; Lagomorpha; Leporidae.